AAAAAACAUUAACCCUCCAUUUUUUUUGCUCCGCAACAGUGCUCUGCUCCUCUAGUGGUAGUAGUAGUAUUCCCAAAUCCCAACUGAACAACGCAACCAACCCCCAUUUUUGGGCAUUCUGACCCAAACCCACAUUCAAUCUCUCCCUACAUUCCCUCAAAUCUCUUGAAAAUCCAACCCUCCCUCUUGAUUUCUUCAUUCUCUCUGUUUAUUUUGGAUCUUUUUUUAACAGACCCAUGAGAAAAUCCCUUGUUUUUCUCACUUUCUUGCCUUUGUUUGUCAUUUCUGUUCUUCAAUUCCAAGCUCAUGCUGCACCUGCAGGACCCUUGAUCAAGCACUUGUCUUCUAUUCUCAAAUGGACUAGGUCUGCCUCCAAAACACCCCAUUCAGAUGGAAAUGUCCUUCAAUUUGAGAAUGGGUACCUAGUUGAAACUGUUGUGGACGGAAAUGAGCUUGGAGUUGUGCCAUACAAAAUCCGUGUCUCAGAGGACGGUGAGCUCUACGCUGUUGAUGAAGUUAAUAGCAACAUUGUUCGGAUUACUCCGCCAUUGUCUCGAUAUAGCAGGGCAAGGUUGAUCGCUGGGUCAUUCCAAGGUUACACAGGACAUGUAGAUGGAAAGCCAAUUGAUGCUCGUUUUAAUCAUCCAAAGGGUGUAACCAUGGAUGAUAAAGGGAAUUUAUAUGUUGCUGACACCUCAAAUUUUGCAAUCAGGAAAAUAGGAGAAGGAGGUGUGACAACAAUUGCUGGAGGCAAAUCAAAUGUAGCUGGUUACAGGGAUGGUCCGAGUGAGGGUGCUAUGUUCUCAACUGACUUUGAUGUGAUAUAUGUUCGCCCUACCUGUUCGUUACUAGUUAUUGAUAGAGGGAAUGCUGCUCUUCGACAAAUCUCUCUUAACCAAGACGAUUGUGGUUACCAGAACAGUUCAAUUUCUGCCACAGAUGUCUUUAUGGUUAUUGGUGCUGUCUUGAUAGGAUACACUUCAUGCAUGCUUCAACAAGGAUUUGGACCUUCUUUUUCCUCGAAGGUGCAGAAACAUCCACCUGAAAGUGAAUAUCAAGACUACUUGAGCAACGAGAAACCCACACCUGUUGUGGAACCCGUAAAAGAGGAACAAGAAGCCGGGUGGCCUUCUUUUGGAAGGCUCAUAAUUGAUCUAUCCAAGCUUGCACUCGAAGCAUUGGCUAGUGUCUUCUUUUACUUCAUUCCCUUCCGUUCCAAAUCCAAGGGCUCCAAGGGUGUCCUCACUCCAUUGAAAAAUUCUCUCAUAAUGCCUGAAGAUGAAGCCGAACCUAAAGCCCCGGUAGUUCAAAAGCAGAGAACUCCCACUCCUCUUUCUGAAACCCGACAAGCCCAUACUGCAAUUGCUGGUGAUAAAUAUUCAGAAAUGAAGGCCCCUAAGAUGAGAUCAACCAGUUUCAAAGAUCCUUCUUUGUCGAGCAAACACAGAUCUUCAAGAAGGCAAGAACAUGAAGAGUUCUGUGGAUCUGGGGAGGUCCCUCCUUUUGGCCAACAUAGGUCUAAGAGCCACAAAGAAAGAACAAAGCAUCGCCAACGGGAUAAAAAUGGAGAGAUAGUUUAUGGAGCAGUCGGGGUGGAACAGAAACCCAAACCCGUUGAGACGAGAACAGUGAAUUAUGAUGAUCCAAAGUUUGACCAUUACAGUAUGAGGAACAAGUAUGGGAACUCAUUUCGUUAUGAUUAGGCCACGAUUUUUUGUUGACUACUCGUUCAUGUUUCUUCUUGCAUUGUGGUAAGUAACUGAACCGACGUUGGAAGUGAGGACUUGCUCUGUACGUUGUAGCCAAACAAGAACUUGGGUUUUUGUCUAUUAUCUGUAUUUUGGAUUCAGGGUAUUGUUGAUAGAAUGAAAGUUGUCUGGAUUUUGGGAUAAUCUUAUGAGAAACACCUUUUUCUUCAAUGUAUGAAUGAUUUUAUAUCA
This is a messenger RNA of Camellia sinensis, 1940 nucleotides long. RefSeq lists its product as uncharacterized. Gene Ontology annotation, molecular function: protein binding. The record is from RefSeq and is a predicted model, not a curated record. Lineage: Eukaryota; Viridiplantae; Streptophyta; Magnoliopsida; Ericales; Theaceae.